UACAUUCAAUUUUUAUAUCUUUCUUUUUAUUGUAUUUAAUGGAAAAUUGCAUAAUUAUUAUAUUAAAAUUAUAAAUAAAUAUUUAUCUCCCAUUAUAGCUAUUAAAGAAUACCAUUCGAGAUUUUAACCUGUCACAUCUCGUUCCAUUCGAUCACACAUCCAAUCUCGAGAAGCGAGAAAUUACAAAAUUUCGGUCAAUUUAUUUUCUAAAUUAUGAAGGAACGCCGCGAAGUAGAUGCAAAAUGGAGCCUAUCAGCUCGUCACACUUUAGCCCUCAUAGGGUUCCUAGGGUUUGUUACCGUUUACGCCUUGAGGGCUAACCUCAGCGUGGCCAUCGUAGCGAUGAGCAACAGCACCCACGCAAAAGAUUCCCACAAAAUUUCCAAAUGCAAGGUGAAGGAAACAGCUCACGUGACACAAAAAGUUAGACCCGAUAUAAAGCUAGGAGAAUUCAAUUGGGACAGCUUGAUACAGGGUUAUAUUUUAGCCGGUUUUUUUUACGGCUACAUAUUCACCCAAAUUCCUGGCGGAUGGUUAGCCUCUUAUAGCGCGAAGUAUACCCUAGGUCUCGGGGUAUUCUGGACCGCCUUUUUAACCCUCUUCACCGCGAUGGCGGCCCGCAUGAGUCCAUACGGCCUUCUCGUUCUCAGGGUGCUGGAAGGAUUGGGAGAGGGUGUGACCUUUCCCGCCAUGCACGCCUUGUGGGCUAAAUGGGCUCCGCCUCAAGAGAGAAGUAAAUUGGUCGCCUUCACUUACGCGGGAGCUCCUAUGGGUAACGUUAUAGCGUAUCCGCUCUCGGGUUGGCUCUGUCAACACGGAUUUGCCGGCGGAUGGCCAUCGGUCUUCUACGUUAUGGGGUUGCUGGGAUGCAUAUGGUACAUCUUUUGGCAAUUUUUCGUUUACGAAACGCCCGCUAAACAUCCCCGCAUCUCCAAGGCGGAACUGGCAUAUCUGCAAGAAAAUAUAUCGUAUCAGGACGAAAAGCUACCCAUUCCUUGGCUGAAGAUCUUCGGUUCCAUUCGCUUCUGGGCCAUAGCCGCCGCUCAUUUUAGCUACAAUUGGGGAUUUUACACCAUGAUAACCAUCUUGCCAAAGUUCUUUAGGGACGUCUUGAAUUUGAACGUGGAAUCAAACGGACUUUAUAGCGCUUUGCCAUUUUUAGCGCAGUGGGCCAUGAUAGGCUUAUCGGGAGCUGCCGCGGAUUUUCUAACCAAGAAGGGGAUGAGCAUCACUCUCGUUAGAAGGAUAUUUAAUACUUGUGGUUUAGUUAUCCCGGCUUGCUUUCUCAUAGGUGUAGGUUACGUCGAAUGCAACGUUCCGCUUGCUAUAAGUCUCUUAACGAUAGGCGUGGGAUUUACAGGUAUGGCUCAUGUCGGGUUUUUCGUGAGCCAUUUGGAUAUAGCUCCUCCUUUUGCCGGAAUGUUGAUGAGCCUGACUAACACUAUAGCAACUAUCCCGGGUGCCGUUGCCCCGUCCGUGGCCGCCGCCAUUACCAGAGUGCACUCAGAUGCCGAACACUGGCGCAUAGUAUUCUUCAUAGCUGCCAUGGUUUACAUUGCUGGAGCCGUGUUUUACUUCUUCUUCAUAUCGGGCGAGGAGCAGUCUUGGGCCAGGGCCCCUAAGGACAGAAACGUGUCUCCUAACACCAAGCCCGGUGCCCUCACCAAAAAAGGCAAUCCGGAGAUUACCGUCGGACCUGGGGCUAAAGGCUACGCUCCGGUGAGUACCACGUCUUCCCCGAGCGAUAACGACACCGAGUUGCGGAAUUUGUAGAUGCGGGAAGGGGAGAAAAGAAACGGAAGCUGCUUUCGUGUAUGUAGGGUGACAAAAAAAUUCGGAAAA
Molecule: messenger RNA, 1842 nt
Organism: Gordionus sp. m RMFG-2023
Lineage: Eukaryota; Metazoa; Nematomorpha; Gordioida; Chordodea; Parachordodidae
Product: sialin-like
Exons: 11
Coding region: 214-1773 (519 amino acids)
Biological process (GO): monoatomic anion transport; transmembrane transport
Cellular component (GO): membrane
Molecular function (GO): transmembrane transporter activity
Source: RefSeq, a predicted model, not a curated record